UGUUAACAUAAAUGAUAAAAUCUUCGUAUAAACUUGAAUAUCAAAAGGUUAUCUAUCGCAUUGUGAAAUGCAAAAUGAAUCAAGAAAUAUCGAAUGUGUGAACGUCAUCAUCUGCAGAUCUAUUUACAAUUUAUAUUUAACAUUAAUAACAUUCCAUUUAAGAUUUCUUUGCAAAAAUAGAAAACAAAGAACAAAUUCAGUUCGGGUUUGGUUGUCAAUUUCCGUUAAAUCCUUUAUACAGUGAUGCAUUACAAAGUUAUUGUGUUUCUAAUUCUUGUAAAAACUUUACUGACAACGAUAGUGAACUGUGAAGAAACGUCAUAUAAAGACGGUGCCAAAGAUUUAAAUAAUAUGGUACAGGUACGCCAUAGAAGAUCGCCACACUUUAGCGACACGUUCAGAUUUAUGCCAGGGAUGACACCAUCACCAACAUCUUCGUCUCCUUUCCUAUUCCGGCCGCUUUCCCCUGUUGAUAAUCCGUUUUCCCCACCGUUUCGACCGAACAGACAUCGCUAUCGUCAACCUGGCCACCAUCAGGGCCAUGGAAAUUAUGGCAAAACCUUUUGGGAUGUUAUAACAACUACCACGGAAGAACCAAAAGGACACAUAACAGAUAAAGACCGUAUAAAUGCUGUCACUGAAGCCGACAAUAUAAGUUCAGAAACUACAAUGGGGGUUUACAUUUCAUCAGCGGAAAGAAACGCUAACAAUAGGAAUAUUUUUACAGAUUCCAACAAGAAAACUGACAUUAAAAAUGACGAUAGUACUGAAAUCAAAGUAGAUGUUCGUUUUCAACCAGAACAAUCAAAUUACCGAACUUUUAUUACCAAUACCACUGAUCAAGCUGAAAUUGCAUCAACCACAACCGAAGGAUUUAAGAGCACCUCUUCUGGAACGUCUCCGUCUUCUGAUGAUUUCGGUAACAGCACUGAGAAUGUUCCGGUUCCUGAUAAUGCUGGUAGACACAUCGUGAAGGUCCCGAGAAGAUGUCAUACAGACAAAAAUGGCAAUUGUAGAAAGAUGUGGUAAUAUUUGACGGAAAGGCACAUAUGUACGGAAAAGUACAGUAAUAUUAAACUGAUGAUGAAUCGAUUGUUUCUUAUAGCAAAUAUAAACUUAAUGCUAAGUG
Messenger RNA from Agrilus planipennis (emerald ash borer), 1129 nucleotides. RefSeq lists its product as uncharacterized. The coding region runs from base 244 to 1029 and encodes 261 amino acids. NCBI's taxonomy places the organism in Eukaryota, Metazoa, Arthropoda, Insecta, Coleoptera, Buprestidae. The transcript is spliced from 2 exons. The record is from RefSeq and is a predicted model, not a curated record.